Messenger RNA from Acanthoscelides obtectus, 685 nucleotides. NCBI's taxonomy places the organism in Eukaryota, Metazoa, Arthropoda, Insecta, Coleoptera, Chrysomelidae. The record is from the annotation of a GenBank genome assembly.
UGACAAACCACAUGUCAGUCAAUCGGAUAUCACUGUGACUUUGAAUUUUGCAACUGGAGAUCAUUCUUCGUAUCCAAAGACUUGUUUCAAAAUGGACACAGAAACCCUAGAUUGCGAAAAGGCAAAAGAUGAGAAAGACAGAGACGACAACGAGAGUCUCCCCGAGCAAUGUUGGGUGUCGACUUCGAAAAACGACAGCAGAAAAUGGCUGAUUCGGGACGCGUCGUACACGCUGCCCAAGGAGCCUCCAGCAUCGACUACACGGACGACGUAUCUCUAUCCGCAAGUGAGGGAUGAAACUGAGAACAUCAUCGGACAGAGGACGAAAGAAAUGUUGAGACGGUUCGAGGAAGAAGCCGUUCAAGAGAUCAUUAAGGAGACCAGCGUGGACUGUACCGUGGAUUACUGUACCGAGUACGACGGGAAUUUCAAUGGAUCUGGCUUCCAGGUGAGAGACAAAGUCUACGAAGCAGAUCAAGAGAUCUACAAGAAGUACCCAUUGUACAGCUCAACCCCAACAUCUUUCUACUCGUUCAAAUUGAGCAAAGAUCCAAGACGACUUCUAGCCGGACACACCCUGUCGAAUGAUCCGUUGCAACCGUUCAAAAAAUGCGCAGGAUUUUCAAAGCCUAUGAAUGAUAAACUGGAUAACCGUAUUUGGUAAUAUACAACACUACAACACAAA